Molecule: messenger RNA, 621 nt
Organism: Closterium sp. Naga37s-1
Lineage: Eukaryota; Viridiplantae; Streptophyta; Zygnematophyceae; Desmidiales; Closteriaceae
Source: the annotation of a GenBank genome assembly
AUGUCAUACGCCGAAGAUUGCGGCGGAGCCAGCGUCGCCGAAUACGCAUUCAUUCGUUUGAGUCGACCUCCGUCCCAUAAUCCGCUCGUCGCAAAUCGCCUCCGCAUCGAGCCAACAGUAGCGGCCUCGUCCCACCGCAACUUGCUGCCUCGUAGGCUCGCCUCAACGCCCGUCGCGGCGUCGCCGCGCCGCAAAUCCGCUCCUGGCUUCGCCUCGACGCAAAUCCCCGCUCGCGGCGUCGCCUCACCGUUCUCCCCUUCCCGCAUCCCGUUCUCCCCUUCCCGCAUCCCGUUCUCCCCUUCCCGCAUCCCGUUCUCCCCUUCCCGCAUCCCGUUCUCCCCUUCCCGCAUCCCGUUCUCCCCUUCCCGCAUCCCGUUCUCCCCUUCCCGCCUCCCCAUCUCCCGUUCCCGCCUUCCCAUUCCCCUUCCGGCCUCCUUAUUUUCCCUUCCCGCCUUCCCAUUCCCCUUCCCACCUCCCCAUUUUCCCUUCCUGCCUUCCCAUUCCCCUUCCUGCCCCCCCAUUUUCCCUUCCUGCCUUCCCAUUCCCCUUCCCCCCUCCCCAUUUUCCCGUCCUGCCUUCCCAUUCCCCUUCCCUCCCCUUCUCUCCCUUCCCAGUAAAUAG